AAAAAAUGAAUAAUAUUGAAGCAAAUGCCAAAACUUAAUAAGCUAAAGCAAGAUUAAAGGCUGCUAGAUCUAUUUUUGAAUUAGCAGACACUAAUAAAGAUGGAUACAUUACCUAUGAUGAAGUAAUAUUAAAUAAUAUUAUAUAGGUACCGAAAUUGUUAAUUGAAACAAAUAAAUUGAUUUCAGAUGAGAAAUAUGAGCCAACAAAAGAAGAAAUAGAAAGUUGGAUUAGUAUGACAGAUCUAAAUAAGGAUAAAUAAGUUAGUCUUAAUGAAUUUUAAGUUUUAAUAUUAAAAACUCUUUAAAUAUAAGGUAUUGAUUUAGAAGGAUAAUGA
Molecule: messenger RNA, 335 nt
Organism: Paramecium sonneborni
Lineage: Eukaryota; Ciliophora; Oligohymenophorea; Peniculida; Parameciidae
Source: the annotation of a GenBank genome assembly